Juglans microcarpa x Juglans regia is the source of this 1038-nucleotide messenger RNA. RefSeq names its product E3 ubiquitin-protein ligase RNF4. The record is from RefSeq and is a predicted model, not a curated record. The coding region runs from base 200 to 703 and encodes 167 amino acids. NCBI's taxonomy places the organism in Eukaryota, Viridiplantae, Streptophyta, Magnoliopsida, Fagales, Juglandaceae. The transcript has 5 exons.
UGCUCUUCUCGGCUAUAUUCCCCUUCGUCACAAAAUACCCCUUCUCUCCUUCCCUCUCUGAAGAACGCUCGCUCUCUCUCUCUCUCUCUCUCUCUAGAUUCUUUUGGGCCGGAAUUUGUAUCAGAAUUUGAUCAAGUUUUUCUGCUUCUGAAAGGCACGGUAUAAAGGCUUUGGACUUGGGUAGAAAACUCAUAUUAGCAUGAGUUCUCGGGCGGCCAGGGGGGCUCCUGUAAGAGGGUACCGUCGUCGGAAGACGGUACUGGACUUAGACCUCAACACUGCACCACCAAGUGACAAUCGGGAUCUGGAGGGGACUUCAAUCCAGGUGGAGCAUAAUGGAAUUCAAGGGCGGUCUGCGCUACCUGCUAUGAUUGAUGUUGAGGCCAUUGAUGACGAUGUUGUUGAAUCCUCCCCGAGGGCUUUUGCUCAGGCCAAAAACAAUUCCAGAAGGAAUGGUGGAAGGGCUGUUGUGGAUGUGGAUCAAGAAGAAAGGACUAGGGUUGCCCAGAAUAACCGUAACAAGCGAAGAAGAGAUCUACCCAACCAAACAAUUAUUAAUUGUGAUUUAUACAUAAAUUUGGAAAGCAGCAGUAACUCUACGGAUCCAAACAAGCUGCUGCUGAGUGAAAGGGGAAAUGGAACAAUUGUUUCGGCUUGUUGGUACACAAUUGUUUAUACUCCUAACAAUUGUCUGAAAAUAUGAUGCAGUUCAAGCUAAUAUACCUCAUGAAAUUGGUGGGUUUUGGUCAAGAGCAAAGCAAUAUAUGUUUGGAGUACGUGUCAAGAACAAAGUUAUUUUUACUUUAUUGUUGUCCUGAGACACUUUGUGUCUGUUAGUGUAGACGCUGCCUGGCUUAGGUGUUGAUGGGGAAUUAGUGUUUGGGACUGGACGGUCUAUAGGGAAAUAUUAGGUUAAAUGAUAUGAAUACACCGAGGUUGAGAGUAAUUUUAAUGGUCCUUUCCUCAUUGGGUUGUAAGUGAGAAACAACAGUUAUUAUAUAUGUUAAUGAUCAGCAGUGGGAGCUAUCCUGUUUCUUU